AUGACAGAAAAGGCAAAAGCGAUACCAAGGGCUCGGGAAAGCCAGUUUCGCAGGCAAGCCACUAAGAAGACACAACUGAAGGUGACCAGGCUGAAGGCAGCUCUCAAGUGGAAAACAUUGGAGAAGUACCAGCUGCCGCCUCUGGUGCAGUGGACGGCACUGAGAAAACAACGAGGAUGCCACUGUUCAGUGGUAACGGUGCGGCUCCUGAAGCUAAAGGGGCCUCGACAGACAUUGAAGCCAAAGCUGAGCCAAAGACAGAGUCUAGUAGCACCACCAAAGACCAGAAAGGGGAAAGGCACAAAGGACUCCAAGGAGGGCGAUUCUAGCGACCGCUCAGACCGACGAAGACGAUCGUCGCGAAGCCGCAGCCGGAGUCAUUCCCGAGGCCGAGCCAGGGCUGGACAGGGGCCAAGGCUGAGGCCAGCUGCAAGCCAGAGGGACCCAAAGCACGAUGCACGUCGGAUCUCUCCACCACGCAGAUACGUGCGACGAUUUCUCCACCAGUGCGCAGAAGGCCCGAAAUCCACAGCGAGUCCUCCCGAGGCUCCAGGCGGUCGAGGUCUCGCUCCAGGACAGAGGUUGGGCGUCUUUGGAAUCAACCUGUCUGGGUGGAGGCAGGGUGGGCCGAGGGCAUCUCCUCCUGGGACGUACAGUUGCCACACCUGUAACAUGGUGCUGCACUCGCAUCUGGAGUACACCGAGCACUUUGCCUCUCGGACGCAUCGCCUGGCUGUGGGUUCUCAUGGGCCUGGCCUGCCUAGCCGCAAACGGUCAUGCUCACCACUGCCUCCCUUGCGCCGAAGGUCACCGCGCCGAUCUCCACGCCGUUCUCCACGUCGGUCACCUCGUCGGUCUCCACGCCGGUCACCACGUCAUUCUCCACACCGGCCACGGUCUCCACUGCGAGAACAGUGGGGAAGUGGGCCGCCGCGAAAGCGUUCACCAGAUGUGUUUGGUGACCGCGGCUUGUCCAGAGAUUCAUUUUCACAGAGCCAGGCAGUGCCUGGUGCGUUUCCCAGUGGCCUCUCUGCUGCCCAGGUACGUCUGAAUGCACGA
Rhipicephalus sanguineus (brown dog tick) is the source of this 1059-nucleotide messenger RNA. Its product is annotated as serine/arginine repetitive matrix protein 1-like. The transcript is spliced from 5 exons. The record is from RefSeq and is a predicted model, not a curated record. Lineage: Eukaryota; Metazoa; Arthropoda; Arachnida; Ixodida; Ixodidae. The annotation marks the transcript as partial.